Messenger RNA from Botrytis cinerea B05.10, 957 nucleotides. RefSeq lists its product as hypothetical. Lineage: Eukaryota; Fungi; Ascomycota; Leotiomycetes; Helotiales; Sclerotiniaceae. The record is from RefSeq and is a predicted model, not a curated record. The transcript is spliced from 2 exons. The coding region runs from base 281 to 616 and encodes 111 amino acids.
GGUACUUGAUUGUAAUUUGCUCGCUCGUCUCGGUGAGUUCGACGAUUUAUUAGUCAAGAGUUCAGUGUUCACGCGUGGUCAACUGUGUGUCACUGUCAGACUCUGACUUUGUCAAGCUGCUGGGAAGGAGAAGGGAGCAUUUCCCAGUGUUAUAUUGGAUGUGCUAGUACACAAUCGCAAGGCCAGGAAGAAAUACGAUGGAAACGCCGUGCAUCAUGUCACCAGCAUUACGAUGAAUCAAUGAGACUCACGCUGCACGCACAUACGGAGAGAUGGAGAGAUGGAGAGAUCGGAUAGAGUAGGAUGUUGCGAGACCCAAUGCAGAGAACAAAACAAGAAGAGCUUCGUAAAGGAAUUAUGGAUUUAUGGAGAGCCUGACAACGUUUAUAUGCACUUAGGUCAAGUGAAGUUAGCUGUCGACAUUUUGGAUGAUAUUUUUCAGUUCUUCCUUACUUGUUCUUCGUAUGCGGGCGUCACUGAGGGAGGACCUAGUCAAAUUGAUUAUUUUAGUCGUUUUACCAAAUCAACAUUGCAUCUUGCAAGAACGUAUUUAUUGAUAAUAGCCUCUUCAAGAUCUACCAAUACAAAUCACACCACAAUCCUACUCGGCUUAUAACUUGCAAGACGAUCCUAUUCAUUCUGAGGCUAUCUUGAACAUCAUGGCCAUUUCACACUUAAAACUGCUGUCCGUCAUCUAACAUACCUAGCAUUUCCAGCAGAUUUAAAUCCUUGACCCCUUCUCCUGCUUUCGAUUCUCCUCUCUUUUCUAUGGGAUCCUAUACAUAAUUGUACGAAAAUGUGUUUGUGUACGAGUACCCCUGAACUAAAAAUCUCAAAUCUGCCCAAAAAGGUUUCAAUACAACAAUACACUUUUUCAACGGUAGGUCAAGAAACUUAGAAACACAGAACUUGCAAAAGAGGACCCACGUCGUCAUGAUGUAAUUACGCACGGGAUCA